Messenger RNA from Telopea speciosissima, 1024 nucleotides. RefSeq names its product 3-deoxy-manno-octulosonate cytidylyltransferase, mitochondrial. Bases 2 to 904 code for a protein of 300 amino acids. The record is from RefSeq and is a predicted model, not a curated record. The transcript is spliced from 8 exons. NCBI's taxonomy places the organism in Eukaryota, Viridiplantae, Streptophyta, Magnoliopsida, Proteales, Proteaceae. Gene Ontology annotation, cellular component: cytosol. Gene Ontology annotation, molecular function: 3-deoxy-manno-octulosonate cytidylyltransferase activity.
AAUGAAAAUGAAUCUCAUGUCGAUCUGUUCAUCUUCUUCUGAAUCAGGGAGCAGCAGCAGCAGCAAUGCAUGGUUAGUAGUAUCGCACGGCUUAGUUGCCGGAGCUGCCAUCGCAUUGGCAGCUGGUGCUUAUUUUCGUAGAUCAUCCAAAUUACGAAGCAGAGUCGUUGGAAUUAUUCCAGCUCGUUUUGCUUCUUCGCGAUUCCAAGGCAAACCCCUUGUUCAAAUCCUCGGAAAACCCAUGAUCCAGAGAACAUGGGAAAGAGCCAAGUUGGCAACCACAUUGGAACACAUAGUUGUGGCAACAGAUGAUGAAAAGAUUGCAGAAUGCUGUCGAGGUUUUGGGGCUGAUGUUGUAAUGACAUCAGAAUCUUGCCGAAAUGGUGCUGAACGGUGCAGUGAAGCUCUUCAAAAGCUUGGCAUGAAGUAUGAUAUUGUUGUUAAUAUUCAGGGGGACGAGCCUCUCAUUGAACCUGAGAUAAUAGAUGGAAUUGUUAAAGCUUUGCAGGGAGCCCCUGAUGCCGUGUUUAGCACUGCUGUCACAUCCUUAAAGCCUGAAGAUGGAUUUGAUCCCAACCGAGUGAAAUGUGUGGUAGAUAAUCAUGGAUAUGCGAUAUAUUUUUCAAGGGGGUUGAUCCCCUAUAAUAAGUCUGGGAAACUCAAUCCGAACUUUCCGUAUCUGCUUCAUCUUGGUAUUCAGUGCUAUGAUUCUAAAUUUUUAAGGAUAUAUCCAGAGCUUCCCCCUACUCCUUUGCAACUAGAAGAAGAUCUAGAGCAGCUUAAAGUCCUUGAGAAUGGGUACAAGAUGAAGGUGAUCAAGGUUGACCACGAUGCCCAUGGUGUGGACACUCCAGAAGAUGUUGAAAAGAUAGAAGCUCUGAUGCGUGAAAAAAAUUUGUCGUGAUCACUGAAAUGCUAAUGCAUUAAAGAAAUGUCAUUGGAAGCACUGCAUGACAGAAUAUUCAGAAUAUAAUAGGAAAAUGCUGAGAAGAUAGUCUGAUGCAUGAUAAUGUUCCUGCUGUCU